AUGCUUGUUGACCAAGUGAUUGAUUCACCUGCGUCUAUUGACGAGUCUAAGCGUAAACAGAAGAACCGCUCUACUGUUGGUGUUCGUGGUGGAAAGAACAGCGAUGAUAGAUAUCCUAGCCAUGUGUCGUUUAAGAACACUCCUCUCCCUGCAUCGCUUGCUGGUUCCCAUUCUGCAUCGAUUCGUUAUGUAAAACCUGCCGAGUCUGCUACUAGCGAUCCCGCUCGACAGCGACCAUCCAACACUUGUCAUGCAGUGGUCAAUUCUCCAAAGACGACCUCUACUGACACUACAAUCGGGACUCCUGUCGUAGCUCCUGUUGCUAAUUCUACCCCUCAAACUACUACAGAUACUAUAGAUACAGUAACCAAGACACUCCCAGCUGCAUCUACUCCUGUUCUGCAUACUGCAGUCAAUGAGUUGCGACACAAGUCGCCAAUCAAGGCCGAGUCUGCAUUCAGCAAGGCUCGUAGCAACAUUUUGCUGCAGGAAUAUGAACUGGGUCGCUUUUCGGACAUUUCUGUUGUUUGCUGUGGACAGACAUUUCGUCUGCAUCGCAUCGUAUUGAUGCAAUCACCAUUCUUUCGAGGGUUGUUGCUAUCGAAUCUGGCCAGUGCCAUCAUUUCUUUGCGCACCGAUACUGAUCCUCGUAUCACUACUAAUGGCUUAGAAGUUGCAUUACGAGACCUGUACACAAUUCAUCCCUCUUUUCAACGCAAACUGAUUUUAACCGAGUCAACUGCAAUGUCCGUAUUGUCUGCAGCUUGUUUUCUAGAGCUUGAAGAUCUUGCUGAAUAUAGUGUCAGGCAGAUCGCUACUGUCAUGUCGUGCACCUCAAACAUUGGUGUUCUUGCAUUACAAUUGGAUCAUUUGGAUCCACUAGGAUUUGCCAAGCCUACGUCCUAUGGGCCACAGCAUCAAUACACAGUGCUGCUAGCUCGUUAUCAUGCACAAUUAAGUAGAUUUUGCACUGCAUCGUUGUGCCGAUUUAUUGGUCUCUGCAGUAUGAAUGAUAAAGAUGCUGAAAACAGUUGUGAUGAGGACACCAGUGCUGAUUCUUUAAAUGAUAUUGGCUCAAUGACUGCUGCUGUGGCUGCCGAGCCUGUAUCUAGUGACAAUACACCAAUGGUAUCGGCAACAUCAGGUGCUGUGAAACAAGUUCAGCGCAAUAAUACAGAGAAAGUCAAAUUGCAUCUGCAGUCGACUGAUCUUCAAACUAGCAACGUGGAAGCAGCAAUAUCUCCAAUCGUUAAAUUUUUGGCUGUUCUUCCCAUGUCGUGGAUCAAAAAGCUUAUCGAAUCUGACUGGCUAUGCGUGCGUUGUGAUUUUGAUCGAUAUCUAAUCACCACUCAAAUCAUUCGGAUCAAAUUUAAUCAAAAUCAACCGCUUACAACCCAUGGCACACUGCAUGGUUUUGAGUCCACUUCCUUUUUUGAUUUUCCUUACACUAGCAAUACUUCUUGCCAGCAGUCAUCAGCAAAUGUGUUUGAUGAAAUAGACACAUCUUUUGAUCUUACUUUUGAGCCUCAAGCCAAAGUUAAGAAUGACGAGCAUUAUGUUGCUUGUGCGUCCAAGAAUGCCAACAAGGCUCAGGAAAAUAACAAUAAAUCGCAUCCUGCUCCAGUUCCUGCCGUGUCAAGUGUAGCUGGACUGUUUUCAUCUCUUUUUGACGGAUUUUUAUCAUCCAAAAAGCGAAAACUCGAUUCUGAUGAAGAGUUGCCAAGCAAACAUACUUCCGAUGACAGUGACAUUGAAAUCAACUCAAAGCGCGACUCAUCGUCUGUGACUUUUGAUUAUGAAGUUGGUGGCAAGUCUGAUGCUCAGCGCGACAGUCAAGCUAUGGAUACUAAACAUCGGAAAAUCAAACCUCUUAAAUCGAAUCGUCGUGGAAAUGGUACUCGCCGUGUAUCUCCAGCCAAUACAGUUUCGUCGGUAGAAAACCAGUCUCUCAUUGUCAAAGAGAUUUUUGAGCAUAGUAUUACGUAUACUUAUAUGACUUUUCCUCAGUUGGAGGUGGUCAAACGUGAUGGGAUUGUCCCCACAAACAUUGUUCUUGAAAGCCAUUGGUUACAGGCUGAGUUGAGCAAUCCUACCUCCUCAUUAAAAAGUCGAUCUCGUUCCAGUAGUCUUGUUCAGAGCUCAACAGAUAUGAGCAUGCCUAUAUCAACAAUAUCUACUGCUGGGUUUGGACAAUCUACCAAUUCAUCACAUAAGAAACUGCCUCCGUUUCGUUUUGGUGUUCGAUUCGAUAAUAUUCGUGAUCAGUUUGCUGCUCAUCGACAUCUUAUGACUGGCGCAGCUGGAGAUUCAGAUGUUUCACCAUUAAUGAUUUACUCGCAGUCUGUGGUAUGUGCGGGAACGCAGUACCGUUUGGUGCUCUCGUAUGAAUUCAACUGCACUUCAGACUUGUCUGUAUCUGCUACAUCCAAUAGCAUAUCUGGUUUGCAAGCAAAUGCUGAAGCGCCUUUGAAUGCAUCAGAUGCUACAUCCAUGCAGAACAAUGUAGAUGGUGUUGCUCAAUAUGGUGCCAAAGCAUUAUUACAGCGUAGUCGUACAUCCACAAGUGGUGUUCAAUCAAGCUGCCAAUCCAUAUCAUAUCGAGUGUAUGCUUUCGAUCAUAUGGCACCUGUGAAACUAGAUGAUAUAGACAUGUUUGAACCAAUAACCAAGUGUGAUUUUUCUGGGAAUGGACACGCACGAUCGUUAAAUAUUGACCAUUGGGAGAAUAACAGAUUUGAUCAUACUGAUGAUGGACACGAUAGUAUUUGGCUUGUGGCUGUUAUCGAGUUUUAAAUGAAGAUUCUGUAUUUUGGAUGACUAC
Messenger RNA from Batrachochytrium dendrobatidis JAM81, 2821 nucleotides. RefSeq lists its product as uncharacterized. The record is from RefSeq and is a predicted model, not a curated record. The transcript has 3 exons. Bases 1 to 2793 code for a protein of 930 amino acids. Gene Ontology annotation, molecular function: protein binding. NCBI's taxonomy places the organism in Eukaryota, Fungi, Chytridiomycota, Chytridiomycetes, Rhizophydiales.